Messenger RNA from Sordaria macrospora k-hell, 1605 nucleotides. RefSeq lists its product as uncharacterized. The record is from RefSeq and is a predicted model, not a curated record. NCBI's taxonomy places the organism in Eukaryota, Fungi, Ascomycota, Sordariomycetes, Sordariales, Sordariaceae.
AUGUCCGACCCGGCCAUGGACGCACCAUGGCCCGCUGGCCAGUCCUACCUGGAGAAGCUGCCUACGGAGAUCAUAGAGAUAAUCUGUGAUACUCUCGGCCCAGAGCGCACGAGGAAUUAUCUCAUGAAAACGUCUUCCAGUCGUCAUCCUCGUUAUCCGAACAAACCUGCUGAGGCCUGCUAUCCAUCGGAUCCCAUCGACUCGCAGUCGUACCUCAAAUCCCGCCGCGCACUGUACAAUCUAGCUCGGGUCUCCAAGCGCUUAUCUCCAGUGGCGCGCAAGUAUCUGCUGAGAAAGGUUUCAGUCACCGAUCCCCAAUGCCUUUUCAAGCUGGCCAAAUCUUUGGCUCUUUAUCCGGACACCCGCCCUCAUGUCAAGUGGCUCGGAAUCGACGCUCAGUUUAUCUCUGGGUGCCACUUCCAGGAGGAGGAUGGAGGAGACGCAGACCCAGAUGGAGAUAUGCCAAUGCGACAUCCGAAGCUCGAAUGUUUGUGCGAUGGCGAAUACUGUGGAGUCCGUCCGCUCUACCACCGGCACUGGGACACUUGCAGACUCUCCCUGGAGAUGGAUUUCAUGUGGAACUUCGAGAAGGUCCUGAAAGUACCAGAGAUGAAGGGAUUCCCGGAUAUGGGUCACCUGUUGCAAUUGGUACGGCAAAUGCAGUACACGGAAGUUAAUCUGGAUUACUUCCUGGAUGACAGGACUUUCGAACAGAUGUGCAAUAUUGGUCUCAAGGUUGCCAUCUUUCUUUCUCCCAACCUCCAGGCACUUCGGCUUACGGCAGACUAUAGUCAUUCACAUUCAUUUCUUUUCCGCUACUCAAUGGGUAUCGUCCCUGCUCCAACCGAGAGUUUCGGCCCUUUUGCCAUGGAGUACCACCCAGAUGUGGCCAAGUUCCUGACGACACUCAACAUGGGCGCAUCCUCCUUCAGACAUUUCUCCACCGCUCCUACACUGACCUUCAUUCCUACCUGCCCAGCAACCCUGGAAGAGCUAACGCUGAUCGAUGACGGCCCGAUCUACGUCAAUGAUGAUCAAGAGCGCUGCCGCGGUAUUGAGCCACAUCAACUCCUCACCUGGCUCAAGCCUGCCAAGCGUCUUCGAAAGCUCCGGCUCUACAGCGGACUUGAUGUUGAAGGCUUGACCAUGGUACUUCGCUGGGGCCUUGAAGCAAGUCCCUACAACCUCACCCAUCUGCACAACAUUAACACCAUUCUGCUCGCGCACCGCGAGACCCUGCUGCAUUUUGAGUGGUGUCAGAUGUCGAAUCCGUGGAAGACCGACGAGCAAGCCUGGAUCAAGAUGUUUGGACCGGAUCAGAAAUUAUCGUGUCUCGCGGAGCUCAAGGAGUUAACCUACCUCAAGCUGUCAGACAUGUUCGUCUACACCCGUCAGCAGUACCUGGAUCGCCGGGCUUCUUUAGCUGCCAUGGAUGCCAUCACCAAGAAGUCGAUCUUGCUCAAGGCGGAUCGCGAAUACAACGAUUUGGUGGUGCUGAGGCGUAACCUGUUGUAUGAGCUCUCCGCACCGCCCAAGUUGAAGAGGGUUAUUGUGGUGGGAAAUUUGCCGAGGCAUGGUCGUCGGUAUAUCGAGGUUAAUACUUAA